GCUCUCUCUCUGUCUCAUAACAAGCAAAAGCCCUAGUUAAAACCCUAGCCGUUAUAUAGAUCUUCACUCGCAUCGCCGAAGUUAAAUCUACGGACGCGUUGAGAAGACGAACUUUUUUUGUGUGUUUCAUCUGCAAAGGAUUAGUGAAACCUGAGAGAAAAUGGCGAACCCAAAAGUCUUCUUUGACAUCUUGAUUGGGAAGAUGAAGGCAGGGCGUGUUGUAAUGGAGCUAUUCGCUGAUGUAACACCAAGAACAGCUGAUAAUUUCCGUGCUUUGUGCACAGGAGAGAAGGGAAUUGGGAAAGCAGGGAAGGCAUUACACUACAAAGGCUCAGCCUUUCACCGUAUCAUCCCAGGAUUCAUGUGCCAAGGUGGAGAUUUCACCCGUGGGAAUGGAACUGGAGGUGAAUCGAUAUACGGGGCUAAGUUUGAUGAUGAGAACUUCAAGUUGAAGCACACUGGUCCAGGGAUUUUGUCCAUGGCUAACUCUGGUCCAAACACAAAUGGGUCUCAGUUCUUCAUUUGCACUGAGAAGACAUCGUGGCUUGAUGGGAAUCACGUUGUCUUUGGGAAAGUUGUUGAUGGUUACAAUGUGGUGAAGGCAAUGGAGGAUGUUGGAUCUGACAGGGGAAAUACUUCUGAACCAGUUGUGAUUGAAGAUUGUGGUGAGCUCAAGAACCCAAGUUCGUAAGUUUUAAACACGUUUGGGUUGAUCUUGACUGUUGUGAAGUGGAGACUGCAGCAUCAGAGAUAGUUAAGAUCAAUCUAAUUGCUAUAUGCAAAGCACUACUACUUAGGUUAUGACAAUUAUCAUAUGAACCUUUUAGUAAGUGAUUCAUCCUUUUAAGUUUUUAUAAAAAAACUAUGUAUGAGUGUGGAUGGAUGGAUGAUAAUAAUGGUAAAUUUCUUUAUUGAGUCA
Messenger RNA from Camelina sativa (false flax), 919 nucleotides. NCBI's taxonomy places the organism in Eukaryota, Viridiplantae, Streptophyta, Magnoliopsida, Brassicales, Brassicaceae. The record is from RefSeq and is a predicted model, not a curated record.